Messenger RNA from Xenopus laevis (African clawed frog), 3631 nucleotides. RefSeq names its product zinc and ring finger 1, E3 ubiquitin protein ligase L homeolog (gene znrf1.L). Gene Ontology annotation, molecular function: ubiquitin protein ligase activity. The transcript is spliced from 5 exons. The record is from RefSeq and is a predicted model, not a curated record. Gene Ontology annotation, biological process: proteasome-mediated ubiquitin-dependent protein catabolic process; protein K48-linked ubiquitination. Gene Ontology annotation, cellular component: endosome; lysosome; membrane. Lineage: Eukaryota; Metazoa; Chordata; Amphibia; Anura; Pipidae. Bases 763 to 1350 code for a protein of 195 amino acids.
GUGCCUCGCUGGUCUCUAUCUGAGAGCACAGUAAUGAACUAGCUCUUACUUGUCUGCCAACGCUUCAUGUGCAGGCCUGGAAAGUGACUGAAGGAGGAGAGAGCUCGCUCGAGUGCGCAUGCGCCUUUGGGGCCUCUUUUGUUACAGCCCAGCAACAAGGAGCAAGUCAGACUGAGGUAGCGAGUGAGACAGGACGGUAGCUGCUGGCUGAGUAAGGAGAAUCCGGGCCCGAGAGUUCGGCCGAGUGUCCAAGGAAACCUAUGGAUGUGUCCGGCCUGGCAGGGAACAAAUAAAGCCAAAGAAAAGGGAUGCGGGUCUGAUGGGCCACGUAGCCAGGACUCCCGGAGAAGGGAUUGGCUCUGCACCCUGCCGGUGCCCUCACACAGCCGACUUUACACGAGUGUGGCAUCCUCGGGACGCUUAGUGAUUGAGGCCGGGAGCUCUUGUUUGGGCCGGUCAUUGGAGGAUCACACAGGGGUGCUUUCCCAUUCAGUAGCUGCUGGCCGCACCCCUGGUGGCUAUAGGGAACCUCCAUCCUACGGGGAGCUGAUUUCUCUAGCAAACUUCACUGCGGCAGGGACAGGGAUGCUGCCGGCUCGGGACUUACACUGAUCUCUGCCGGGGCCCGGGCUAGUUGUGCGCCACAUGGACCCCUGCCCUCGGCCACUUUGUAAAGGUCGCUUCGGGUUCAUUGGCGAAUUAGCGCUGUUCUUCCUAUAGCUGCCCUCCAGUCCUCUUUAUUACCAGCGCGAAUACUAUCCCAUGGGGGGGAAGCAGAGCUCAGCCUCCCGCUCUCGGGCUCCUUUCCCGGGGGUUUCUUCAGAUGACAGUGCCGUGCCCCCCUCAUCAAACUUUGGACAUUUUCGAGCCGGGGGCGCCAUGGGCCUGCGAAGUCGUUCUGUCAGCUCCGUCUCUGGCUUGGACCCCCCCGCCCCCGGCCUACCAUUUGGUUUAUACCGAGCUGGGCCUGACACCGAGAGAGGGGGCAGCUCAGGGAGCGAGGACUCACGGGGGGGCCUGUACCUGGGGUCCCGGGCUUCUCUGGCGGACACUCUACACAUAACACCGAGGUGGAUAGGGGCGCACAGCGGCUUUCGUUGCCCAAUUUGUUCCAAGUCUGUGGCCUCUGAUGAGAUGGAGAUGCACUUUAUAAUGUGUCUGAGCAAACCUCGAUUGUCCUAUAAUGAUGAUGUGCUCACCAGGGAUGCGGGUGAGUGUGUAAUCUGUCUGGAAGAACUUUCACAAGGGGAUACAAUAGCCAGACUACCCUGUCUGUGCAUCUACCACAAAAGCUGUAUAGAGUCCUGGUUUGAGGUGAACAGAUGUUGUCCUGAACAUCCUUCUGAUUGACCUGCAACAAUCCGGGCUAAAAUCCCUUAAGAGCACGGAGUGUCAGCCGCUUUAGGAUCACAGAGACUGGAUUCUGCGUCCUGCCAGGGUUGUUUGAACUGCUUUUCUCACACGCCCCCUUUUUCCCUGCACUCCUUCUGUUGCCCCGAAAUGGAGAAGUGGGAAGCAGCAAAUCUGAAAUGUAUCCCACAAUUCUCAUAAUAACGUGUUGGGAGAAAACAGAUGGGGGGAGGGGGUGGGACUUUAAUGCUGUAGACAGAAGUGAUGCGUUUUUAAGCAGCCCCAUCAACAUUGUUUGAGGGUGGUGUCGUGAGGUCAUAGGUGAAAUGGAUAUCUGCAGCUGUCAAAGAAUACCUAUAAAUACAGAGGGGAGGUAAAGGAAAACGUUGAAUCUCCUCAUGCCCCCGGACAUAGGAUUUGUUGCAGUCAGAUGCCAUGAUAAAUGUGUGUGUACUGUUUAUAUUCAUGGCACUUUGCACUGAACGUUACUAUUUGUUUAUGACUAGGAAGAGACUCUGCACAUUGAGGGCCCUGUAGAGCAGGGCUUUUCAAAAGGUAGGCUGCAAGUUAAUUGUGGUGUUACGUUUGAAGGAUGGCCAACAUCCCUGUUUUAUGAGGCUCAGCUCUUUAAAAAAAAAAUUGAAAUAUAUUCUUUUUGAACUGGCUUACACCACAGAAGAAGCUGGACAACACUGCAUGCUCCACAAUAGCGAGCCGAAGUGUCUCCUCCAGGGUUAUUUUCAGUGCUUCCCAAACAGAGGCGCCUGUUCAUGCUGAGGUGCUACCCUUCUAGUUAUUACAUUUAAUUAAGAUUUUGCACAUUUAAAAGACUGGGUAAACUGUGGACAAUGCAGAAUUGUGUGUGUUGCUGGGAAUGGUGGUAAAAUAGUAGAGGGCAUAACCCCACUAUCUUAGUCAAGAAUUUAUUUUAUGACCAAGGUAACCCAUCCAGACAUUUAACUGCUUGCAGUUCUCAAUUGAGCAACUGUGUUAGUGGAUGAGCCCUGCUUGUUGAGCUGUUCAACUUUUUUUUCAUAUGACUGUUAGUAAUGAUGCCAUGUUUCUUUUUUUUUUUUCCUUCUAAGCAUACAACAUUGUCCGGGUGCAUACCUAAAAUAACUGGUUGCCAAUAACUUGCCCAUGCACACUGUAGAUUAUCAGGAUGGCAGGCCCAUUUUUUCUUCAAGCUUAUUUGGUUGAAGGAAAACCUUAUGAAUCAGAACCAACGUGAAUAAACGGAGAGCAUUUCUCUUCAUGUUUGGAUAAUCUCUUAUAGCCCCUAGAUGUGCAAAACAUCAGUCUGCUUUCUUGUUUUCAGUAUUCUUCCCCCGUACACUGGAGGGUCUUAUGAUGUGGUCACAUGCUGACAUACAAUACACAACAGCAGCUUGAUGACAGCGCUUGAUAUAUUUAGGUCUAUCCUUUGCCAGACAGACCAUUGGUUGUUUAAGAGUAACCACAAACUUGACAAUUUUGAGCACUUAAUCAGAUCCGUUUCUUUAAACAGUCAUUUAUUACCCUAAUCUGUGCCAAAUAUUUUUUUUUUAAAAAAAAGAGUUGAGUGAAUUAAAAAUAUAAUGAACUUCCCAGAAAUGCCCUGCCUUGCAGUCUGCAUCAUUACUGUAAAACAUGUUUUAGGCCUAAACUUGUAUAUGGGCAUUACCCCUUACAAUGCCAGGAUGUGGGGUUACAUGACUGCUUUUUCUACAAUGUUUCCUCACAAACAUGAAUUAUACUGAUUUAAAAACCGAUGACCCCAAUAAUUUAGUCGCGCUUCCUGCAACAGGAUCCUGUGGUACCUUCAUCUUAACAUUUAAGGAUGUUCUGUUCAUUUUAAGUCUUUUUUUCUAUAUUGUAACUUCAUUAAUAUAUUUUAUAAACAUUGAGGCCUUGCCACUCAGGAGGCUAUGGAGUGUUGCAUCUGUGCAGUUCCACCUAGUGGUGACUUCAAGUUGCGCCAGUGAUUUCCUCCAGGAGUCUGUUCAGUGAGGAAUAGUUAGCUUUUCUUUGCAUCCAUAAAACCUUCUGAAGCUAGAGGGUAUCAUGCACUGCAUUUUCAAUCCUAAUUGCACCAUUUUGAUAGAGAAACCCCAGUAUUUGAUCUGGAUAGAUUGUGCAAUGGGGGAGUCAGAUUGGCCAAAUGUUUUUUUGUUUUUUUUUAUAAGUAGGGAGGGGAGUAAGAUACGAACUGUGUUGUAUAUCUGUUGUUAUUAAAUAAAGGAAUGAAUCUUUAGAGAUUCUGGACUGUGAAAACAAAUUAUUAAAGUUGAAAUGCAAAGUA